ACUACAUAAAAAAUUCUUCAAAAUAAAAUUUAUGUAGAAAUAAAUAAAAAUUCCCGCGAUUGCUGAAAAAGAAAAUGUUGCAAAUAAUUUGGGAGGAGAGUUUAUUAAUAAGGAGCAGGCCCUUCUAGGGAAUCCGAAUAAUUCUUUCGGAUCUUUCUAUUCCACCCGCCACCACCAAACGCCAUCGCCUCUUUCAUUUUUUCCCUCCGGCUUCAUAUAGCUCGGCGGAACAUAACCCUUACGGGCUAGAUCGGUUCGUCCCACCCUAACCCAUUUUUUAUUCUUCGAUUCUGAUUUGUAAAGAUUAAUGGACGCAGCCGUGGAGAUCGAUGUUGAAGAGCUCGUCUGCCAAACCAGAGAUCUCUUUACCCGAGAUCAGAGAAAAAGCGAUAGCACUGAUGCGGAGGUUCUUCACGUUGGAUACCAGAGUGAUCAUCAUGGGAUGUGUGCAAUUUGCUUGAAUAAGAUUGUGCUACAGGAGACUGCUCUUGUGAAAGGCUGCGAGCAUGCGUAUUGUGUGACUUGCAUUCUUCGUUGGGCGGCUCACAAGAAAGAUCCCACAUGCCCCCAAUGUAAGCACCCAUUCGAGUUUCUGAACAUCCACCGUGCUCUUGAUGGAAGCAUACAAGACUACAUGUUUGAAGAGAGCGUGUGCCUUCUUUUAAGAGCAACGUGGUUUCGCCCUUUGGCAGGGGACGAAAAACCAGAGAUUGAUGAGUACACGGAUGACUUCUACCUGUACGAUGAAUAUGAAGAGGAAGAUGAUCUUGACGAGGCUUACUUAUGCAGCUCAUCUGGUGUUCGGUUAGGCAACAGGAGAUGGGGAGACAAUGGGUACGUAAGGGCUGGCAGGCAAGAGGUCAGGCCCGCCAACCGACCCAACUAUCGAGACUCGGAUGCUGGCCCAUCACGUCUGGCCCAGAAAAAGGAGCCCAGCGAUGAGUUGGUGGGGCGGCGGGCUAAGAGGGCCAUGAAGCGGGAAGCUGCAGAAAAGGCUGCUGCUGCUAAGCACCAAAAGCAUUUGGCGAGGUUGGGCCGCGACAAGUGACCCCACCCCGACCCCACCCCCUCUUGCACAGCCCAUUGUUGCCUGACCUCACUGAGAAAAUAAUGACAUAACAGUUUGUUUUUAGGUGUUUGUUUUAGGGAUGGAUGAACAGGAUCAAACUCUGUUAUACAAUGCUGGGUACAUUCUUAGGGUUAAUAUCAUCAGAUUAUUACUGUGUUAGUUUUUGUUUAUCUUGUGUUUUCAUCGUUACGUUCCUGCUGUUGAUAUAU
Messenger RNA from Cuscuta campestris, 1278 nucleotides. The record is from the annotation of a GenBank genome assembly. Lineage: Eukaryota; Viridiplantae; Streptophyta; Magnoliopsida; Solanales; Convolvulaceae.